Messenger RNA from Didymodactylos carnosus, 870 nucleotides. Lineage: Eukaryota; Metazoa; Rotifera; Eurotatoria; Philodinida; Philodinidae. The record is from the annotation of a GenBank genome assembly.
AUGUUGUAUGUCUUUAGAGAGCUAUACCGACAAGUUGACAAUCGAGCACGUACGGAUAAACAAAAAGCAGUAAACCACGUUCAAGUAGCCGAACGAAGAAAUGUGACUGAUCAACUACGAAUGAAAUAUGCAGAUACGGAGAAUAGAAAGAAAAUUGACAAUGAUCCUGCGUUAGCAUCAGCUGAUCGUUUGAAAACAACCGUUUCUGAUGAGUUGUCAUCAGCAAUACCACAAUCAUUAAUCCUUAACCGAAAAUUUUCAACUGAAAAGAAAGAAAAAUCAUUGGACAACCGCGCUUCUGCUCAAACAAAAGAAAAAUCAUCGAAAGAUACCAAUGUAUUGAUUCAGUUUCAGAAUACUAAUGGACAAAUACAGACAGCAACAUUGGGCAAGAAAGCUCAACAAGCAGCAAAGGAUGUAUCUUACACAUUAAUUAUUGUUGCUGGUAUAGGCGCCCUAGGUGGUUUGUGUUAUAUCGUAUUGAGAGAACUGUGGUCACGAGAAACUCCCAAUGGCAUUUAUAAAGAAGCAUCAAAACUCUGUUUGGAAAAUAGCAAUGUACAGGAUGCUUUGGGAACUCCAAUAAUGGUACAUACCACUCCUCAAAUUGGCAGUAUGCGGAUCAACAAUGUUAGAGCCAAACUAUUUGAUGAGAAAGGUCGUAAGAAAAUGACAUUAACAUUCUAUUUGACUGGGAAACAACGUUCUGGAGUUGUUGCAGUCAAAGUAGAAAAGAAUAUUUCAAACCGUUAUAUUUAUGAUUAUAUAUUUAUUCAAUUGGAUCGUCCAUGGAAAGGUUUCAAUGUUAUUGAUGUUCGAAAAUCGGACAGUGCAUCUCUCACUGAUUCAUCAUCACCGAUUGUAGUUUAA